Messenger RNA from Arachis ipaensis, 576 nucleotides. The record is from RefSeq and is a predicted model, not a curated record. NCBI's taxonomy places the organism in Eukaryota, Viridiplantae, Streptophyta, Magnoliopsida, Fabales, Fabaceae.
AUGGUCAACAUAGAACAAUUCAGCAACCAACUCAGCCCAAUCACACAAAUCAAGGGAAAAAAACCAAUAUCGAAAGCUCACAACAACACACAAGAAAGAAGAAGAAGGAUAGUUCUGUUGGAGGAGGAAAUCAAUAGGCUAUAUAGAAUUAGGAAGACGAUGAUGCAGAUGUUGAGCGAUAGGGAUUACCUUGUUGAGGACUUAGAGAUUAAGAUGUGUAGAGAAGAAUUUAGAAGAAAAUAUGGCAAGAACAUGAAGAAUGAAGACCUUAUCAUCAAGAAAUACAAGGAGGAUAAUUCUUCUGACCAAAUUUAUGUCUUCUUCCUCGAAGAAGCUAAGGUUGGUGUCAAGACCUUGAAGACUUACACCAAUCGAAUGAACUUCGAGAAUGUUUUCAGGUUUAUCAUGAUUUGUCAACAGAAUUUAACACCUUUUUCCCGCACUUGUAUCAAUGAAGUUUCUGCAAAAUUUUACUUUGAGGUUUCCCAAGAAAUAAAAUUGUUGAUCAACGUAAAAGAACAUGUUCUUGUCCCUAAGCAUUAUAUUACUGAUGUAGAAAACUCAGGUAAUGAUUAG